Pimephales promelas (fathead minnow) is the source of this 3024-nucleotide messenger RNA. The record is from RefSeq and is a predicted model, not a curated record. NCBI's taxonomy places the organism in Eukaryota, Metazoa, Chordata, Actinopteri, Cypriniformes, Leuciscidae.
UUUCCACCCCAGCGAACAGCACAGAGAGAGCGGAGAGAGUGAGGAGAAGAGCUGUUCUGACUGCCGGAGAAUAGCGUCAUUUAACAAACAAGAAAAGAGCGUAGGCCUAUAGGACUCCGGGGAAAGGGAAAUAUCAGCGCGGAUAUUUGGAUUAAACAACUGAUUUACCGCGUCAUCUCUUUAUUUCUACUUCAAAAGUUUAUCCAAAGACCUGUAGUGGAGAGGUCUGAAAGAAGCAGCAAAUCAAAGUUUGGAGGAGGAAAAUCCAUUCCAAGCUUAUAAGUCAGUUUUCUGUUGGAUAAAGAUGCCAGAGAAGAAGAUCGGAAGUCCAGGGAUGACCAUCUUCAGUCCGUAUCGUGUGGUCGCUGCGGUCGCAGUGAUCUUGAUCAUACUGGGGGGACUGGGAGCCGCCAUCUGGGCCCUUGGUAAGACUUUCAGCUCGGCUUUCUGGGAAUUGUGGGUUGCUUCUAUAACGGCUGAUUUAAUGGAAUACUGCACUCUCAGACACUUAUUACACUUGUUUUGUUUGUUUGAUUUUUUAGUCACGUAUCUUAGAACAACAGAAGAUACUGGAUUAUUUGAUGUGCAGGUGAGUGCAGCUGACCAGAGGCUGAGAGUGUUCGACUCCACGCAGCGGAGAUGGAGACACGUCUGCUCGUCCAGCGUCAACCAGCUCAUCGCCAACAUCAGCUGUGAGGAGAUGGGCUUCAUCAGAGCAGUAAAUGUCUCAGCCACAUGUGCUCCUGACAAUGGUGGUGACCGAGAUUUUUUCUGCGUGAAAGAUAGCGAGUUAACAUACGGGAAGAAGAUAAAAACAGCCCUUUAUCCUUGUAAAUGUGACAAAGGUCAGAUACUAGAGGUGAUUUGUCAGGACUGUGGCCGUCGUAUGCUGCCUGAAGAGCGGAUCGUGGGGGGAGUCGAUGCUCGCCAGGGUUCGUGGCCAUGGCAGGUCAGCUUACAGUAUGAUGGAGUUCACCAGUGCGGUGGAUCCAUCAUUUCCGAUCGCUGGAUUGUCAGUGCUGCACACUGCUUUCCUGAGAGGUAUCGUCACGUGUCACGCUGGCGGGUUCUGAUGGGAUCGAUCUACAACACUCCCAUCCGUAAGAACGUUAUGAUUGCCGAGGUGAAGACUGUUGUCUACCACAGCAGUUACCUGCCCUUCGUCGACGCCAACAUUGACGACAACAGUCGUGACAUUGCAGUCCUGGCGCUGACAAAACCUCUGCAGUUCACUGAUUAUAUACAGCCAGUGUGUCUUCCGACCUACGGCCAGCGUUUGGCGGAUGGGCAGAUAGGUACAGUAACUGGAUGGGGUAACAUGGAGUAUUAUGGCACUCAAGCUAACGUCCUCCAGGAAGCCCACGUGCCCAUCAUCAGUGACACUGUGUGCAAUGGUCCUGAUUACUAUGACAACCAGGUCACCACCACCAUGUUCUGUGCUGGUUAUGAGAAGGGGGGAACCGACUCCUGCCAGGGGGACAGUGGCGGUCCUUUUGUAGCAGCGGAUGUCCUGUCUAAGACCAGCCGCUAUCGUUUACUGGGGGUGGUAAGCUGGGGCACAGGCUGUGCCAUGGCCAAGAAGCCCGGCGUCUACACCCGUGUGUCACGCUUUCUGCCCUGGAUUUCUACAGCCAUGAGGAUGUAUGAGAAUUCCCCAGGAGUGCACAAAAUGGCACGGGCGGUUACACCAUAGCCAUUUAGAGUGGAAAAAUGUGUUAUAUGUGACUAAAAUAUUGCCCGUUGAGGUCAGAUUGGUUUCUCGGAUCUGUGGCUGUGAUCAGACGUCUGAUAUGGAUCAGAUGUUCUGUGAUGAUCAACCUGUCUCAAGGACAAAUAUCUUUUGCAAUAUUUGACUCAUGGAGGUCAAGAACCAUUUCUGAUGCUGGCAAUUACCAUACAAUGUGUUUUAUUUUUAUUUUUUGAAAAAAUCUGUCUCCGAAGUAUAGUACCAUAAGAUGGUAAUCACAUUUGCAAUUUUGGCCCAAUCCAAUACCACCCUUAUAUAAUCAUAAAUAUGAGUGUAGAACAAAACACUAAACUUGGUUAAGGUAUUUGGCCAAUUAUUUCGCCAACUAUAACAACAGGUUUUAAUAAGCUAAACAAAUGCAUAGAAAAACAACAAACUCACAGGAAAAAGCGAACAUUGACAAUAUAAUCAAUUAUUAAGAUUUCAUUAGUUCUCUCUUGUUUUUGUAUGCAUUCAUAAUUUCUUUGUAUGACAGCCUGGCCAAAAAUGAUGUCUGCACAAUUUGCGUUAUCACGAUUAAAACAAUUGACUCCAUAUACAACUAUGCAAUUACAAAAUCUAAUUUUUAAUAAUAUUUAAAUGAAGGGUGAAGAUGUCAAUUUUCCUAGGCCGGACAUACGUUUUUAUUUUUUAUUUCAUUUACGUGUGCGUGUGUGUGUGUGUGCGCAUUUAUCUAAAUAUAUGCAAAAACAUAUAAAUGAAAUAAUAAAUAUUUUUGUCCUAGUUUAUUGCAGGUUUGUACAGCGUGUUUGGUACCAAGAAUAAUUAAAUAUAUGGUCAUGUUGGGCUUUAGUCAGAUACAAAAUUAAUAAAAGAUUAAUAAUUAAAAAAAAAGCAUUUUUUUCUUAAUUUGAGAAAUAAAAUGCUGCAGACAUAAUAUGGUCUCCAGACAGCAAGAAAAAUACAAUUUAUUUUAUCACAAUCCUAAUCUAAGAAGGAUUUUAUCUCAAUACAGUAUUUAUAUCAUCUGUUUAGUGACACAGGUACAGUACAGUGUAUGCUAUACUGUAUACAUAAUAAUAUAGGCAUAAGAGUCAAAUCUUUAGUACAUGAAAUAAUAAAUAGGAUUUUACUGAAUAAUACAGGAUUCUGUGAAAUGUGCUGUACUAAAAUGGGUUUUGUAAAUUUAUAUGGCCAACACAGUGAAAAUGUUUCAUGAAAACUUCACACUUCAUGUAUUUUACAUGUAUUUUAUUUUCUGUGUUAAGCAUUGAUAAGAUCCAAACCAAAGACUGGUUAAGAGAGCAGCAUGAAUAAACUCAUAGCUGUGGCAGUCA